This is a messenger RNA of Mercenaria mercenaria, 2526 nucleotides long. RefSeq lists its product as uncharacterized. The coding region runs from base 943 to 2100 and encodes 385 amino acids. The transcript is spliced from 2 exons. Lineage: Eukaryota; Metazoa; Mollusca; Bivalvia; Venerida; Veneridae. The record is from RefSeq and is a predicted model, not a curated record. Gene Ontology annotation, molecular function: zinc ion binding.
UAUAGAGCAUACACCCAGUCCCUUUCUAUCACAACUGAUUUCCUUAAUCCAUUGCUUGGAUCUGUACCUUUAUCACUCGGGGCAUUGACAAUAGCAGAAAAAAUGUUGACCGAAGUCGAAAGUAUACUACUGCAAUGAAUAUAAAUUUACAACAGAACUACUGUCAUUAGUUACUUCAUAAUAAAAGACUUUCAACUUUAACAUAGUAACUGAAACCUGACCUAUCUUAGUUAAUCAAUAAUCAAACAAAACAGAGAAUAGUCUUAUCUAUUUUAGGCAACCGAAGCUUGAAUGAUUCCAUUAUAAACACUGAAAUAUCUUGAAAAUAAACCUCAAUUAUUUAUAAUAUAUGUAAAAUCUGAAUUUUUCAACAGAAUACUUUUAGAGAGAUAAUACUGUAUACAAAGUGGUUUAAGAAAAACUUAUUUACAAAGGAAAGGUUUAAUGUUAUAUUUUUGAAAUGAAAAUGUUAAUGUUUUGGAAAGCUGUAAGUUUAAUUUUACUGUAACAAAAUUAAAUAGCUUACAAGAACGUGUAUUAAAGGGCAAAAAUACAAAACUACUAAUAAUUUUACUGUAAAAUCAAAAUAAUCAGGACAAUAUAUUUGAGCUCAAAAGAUGAAAAUGUUUACACUUUAGGAACUACCUUAUAAGUUUUUAUCUAAAUGGAAAUCACUGAUCUGUUUUUAAGAUAAUACUAAACAAAUGUAUACAAUUUGUAUGCAUUUUGACAACAACAGACUUUAGAAAAAUUACUUGAAAUAUCAACAAAAUGAUGUAAAAGUGCUAUAAGAACAGAAAGCAUACCAAACUGGACUUGUUAUUAAACACUACAGAAAUUUGAAUGUCAGUAUCAUGGUUGCUGGUAAUAAGUGUAACAAAAAUGGAAGUAAACUGAAAAAAGAAUAAAACAAAGAGGAAGCGGCCACCUGAAAGAAACACUAUGGGCUGCGGAGAUUCUAAGCCUGCAGUGACGCCAUUUGCCUCCGAAGAGGACCUUAAUGCCCCUAUAUGUGAUCCAUGUGUCAACCAGCACAAACCCGCUAAAGGUUGGUGUGGGCAAUGUGGCGUGUAUCUAUGUAGCAAGUGUGUAUCUUCACAUACGAGAAGUCAUCGUUUAGCCACAGGGAAAAAUCUCCCACAACAACGACCCAAGUAUGAGUCCUUGUCUAACAACGUCCUUGUUAAACAGGCAAUACCAGUGGCAACCUUAGAGGAUAAAGAAAUCAAAGUAGAGGAGGUUCCGCAGUCAGAGAGAAACAUACAUGGAUGUAUCAGUGUAGAUAACUUCACUGUCACUAUACGAGAGAAAAACCUCACUCUUUAUAAUGAAGAUUUUGAGUGUAUUGGUGACAUUGACUACAAAGUUCUGCAUCCCAGCUCAAUCUGUUCCCGUGGUUAUGACAUUGUUGUGUCAUUCAGACGGAUCAAUAAGGAAGAAUUACAAGACCCUACCAAAAAAUGGCCUAAAUUCAACGACAUCCAGACGUAUAAACUUCAGCCACCUGGGUGUGCCACUGUUGCAAAACUCACAAAAAGUGUGGCAUUUAACACUGAAGGUGAAUGUUUCUCAACAGCAGUUUGUCCCCUGUAUGAUAAAAACCUAACUAUAGCUGCGGGUAUGAAACUGAAUUCCCAUCCUGAGAGAGAUGAUAUCGAGUAUCAAGUUCAAAUCAUCAAAUCAAAUGGUAAAGUUCUCAAAACUCUAACUCUCAACCAACUUGGUGAACCUUGUUUUGCGUGUGAAUUCUUUUUAUGUGCUACCAUGAAAUUUGAAGAAAUUGUUGUAACAGAGGCAAAGUUACGAAGAGUGAGAGGCAUUAACAUGAAAACUGGAAAAACAUUAUUUGAAUUUGAAGGUGGCUCACCGCAAGGGAUAGCAUAUGACCUGGAGGACAAUGUCUAUGUGUACAAUGACUCAGCAAUUUACUGGAUUGCUCCAUUACGACAUAAGAUACACUACAUGCAGCAGGGAUAUAAUAAAACAUUCAGCAGAAGAGAAAACAGGCUGGCAAAUGCAAUCAGUUACAAUGAUAAUCAAAAAGUUCUUUAUCUGACAAGUAUCGAUAAAAGCACAAUAGAAACAUAUAGAAUUGUGUAACACAAAUUAUCGUGCAGUUGCCUUGAGAUUUUAGCUUUCCAUAUUUUCUCCAUUCCCAUCUGAGUAAUUUAUUUUUGUCUGAUUUUUGUUCUAUGAAAUAAAGCAAACUGAAAUCACAUAACAUCUGCAAAAUCUUUUUUUCUGAAAAAAAAAAAAAGCAUUGCCACUUGAAAACUUUUCAAAUACAUUAUAACCUGUAUUAAGAGAACACCUAAGGGAAGGGCAACAAGAGGACCAUGAUGGUCCUGAAUUGCUCACCUGUCCCCACAUGACCCAGUUUUGAACUGAGUAUGAUGUCGUGUUUUCUAUUAUUUGACAUAGUGACCUAGUUUUUGAGCUCAUGUGACCCAGUUUUGAACUUGGCCUAGAUAUCAUCAAGAUAAAAAUUCUGACCGAUUUUCAUGAAGAUCCAUUGAAAAAUAUGGC